Molecule: messenger RNA, 650 nt
Organism: Folsomia candida
Lineage: Eukaryota; Metazoa; Arthropoda; Collembola; Entomobryomorpha; Isotomidae
Exons: 2
Coding region: 38-553 (171 amino acids)
Source: RefSeq, a predicted model, not a curated record
CCCUUCACCUCGAUUCAUAUACCAAUUACAAAAUACAAUGAGAGGGGGCGUCUUACUAUUCGUCGUACUUGCGGCGGCCUUCAUUUCCAGUGGGGAAGGGCUUUCGUGUUACCAAUGCUUUAAUUUGAGAGGUGUCACACCCGACCGACUCCCGCCAGGGUUUAAUUUUGGCGCCGGCUGUGAAACCGGCAGUCUGAGCGACUCAUUCCGAGCCCCGUGUGACUCAGCAGAGGAUGCCUGCGUGUCGAUGGAAAUGAAGGUGAACGACUCCAUUUCCCUGAUUGUGCGAGAAUGCGUCCUCCUCAGCGUGGCGGGAAGCAGUGGGUGUUCGAAACCUGAAGGAUCACUUCAAGGGGUCAUUUGGCAAAUGAUUAAAGCCGUUGAACCCCUCCUUUUCAGUCCCACAUUCCUGCCACAAAACCCACCAGCUGAUUCCACGAUGGAUCUGUGCACCUGUACGGGAGACGAUUGUAAUGCAGCUUUUGCGGUUAAAGCGGGACCACUUUUUGUCUUUGUGGCAAUCGUAACAGGUAUUAUGGCGAGCAUGGUUUAAUUUAAAUAUUUAGUUUUUCUUCUAGUUGUCAAAAUUUGUGUAGCCCCUACGAAUUGCGAUACGGGCAUGUUUAAAUAUUCUUGAUUAAAUUAAUAAA